GGGUAAUGCAGGGCCGAAGGACAUAGGACAUGCGCCCACAAUAUACAAUAACAUGAAAAGGAAGUUAAAAGGACGCAGGUGACGUUGUUCUGCACUGAAAAGUAUAGUUUUUCAAAAUCGUUGCUCGAAAGAAAUUUUAAUUACUACAAUAACAAAAACUAGUGAUUAUUCUAACAGAAUGCGUGAAACUAAUGGACCAGACUUCGAUGAUAAACUGAUCCGCUUGGUGCGUGAUAAUCCGGCCAUUUAUGAUGUGAGCCACGAGCACUACAGACGCUACCAAGUUAGAGUUGCGAUUUGGGAUCGUAUUGCUGCGGAGCUUCGAACACCGUCAAAAUUUCUUCAAACGAAAUGGAAAAACAUACGAUACAAUUACUUGCAAGAACUCAAAAGCUUGGAAACCGGAUUGGCAAAUGCGAAUAUACGCAAACGACGGUUUACCGAAGACUUAUCAUUUCUGCAGAAUACAGCACAAACUUAUAAGAAGUACUCCAGCUCCGAUAAUGAUAGCAAUAGCUAUCUCUAUGCGGAUCCACAGAAUGCCAGCACCUAUGAAAUCAUUGAAAUCGAGCACAGCGACGACGACAACACACCAAUGGAGUACGAUCCUAGGGACUAUCAUAUUGAUCAUUCUAGGCCGCCUCUUCAAAUUUAUGAGAACGAAAAAUUGUCUUCCACAAGAACUAAUGAAUGCUAUGAAGAUGAUCAACUUCUAACGGAACUGCCUACAGCAUUCAAAUCGGAAAAGUCGAGUGACCCACGGACGGAUGCUUCAACACAACAUAAAGUUAAAUUAACACCACCUCCAAAGGUUUUCGCAACUCCUGAAGGCGAUAGUUCUCAUACGCAAACAGCGAUAUGUCCACCAUCACCGAUGCAAUCACAUGCUUCAAGUCCUUUGUCGCUAGCGCCGAUCGUCGUUAUGGGCAAUGAUCAGACCUUUGCUUCUAAUGGUGAAGCAUCUUUGAAUCCAAUACCAAAGCAAACAGCUACAUCAUCUACGCUGGGGCACCAAAAUGAUGUUAUUGAUUCUGUCGAUAAAAGCACACCAAACGAUAUCGUGUCUAAUGCUACAAAGAGAAAGUCGAUGCCGGCGCCAUUUCCAGUUCUAACGCCCAUUAAUGAUCCCAUCGAACUAUAUUGCCUAUCACUGGUUGAUAGCUUGCGUAAUAUGGCCCGUGCAGAGCGGGAGCGUGUCAAGUUUGAGUUCGCUAAAAUACUCAAAGAUGCCAAGUACAAUGAUCAAAGUUAAUCUAUUAAUGAGGGACAAAAUGGAUUUAAUUUACAAUGAGAAUAAAAUGUAUUAAAUGAAAACGAUCCGAUAAAAAAAUUUUGGUUUUACUUAGUUUUACUAGUAUUUCCUCCAAAUGUAUAGACAUAUAAAACUAUAUAGAUAAAUGUAAUAUUCAUCGAAAUUUAAAAUAUAUAAACAUUUAAACCAUUUAUAUAAAGUUGUUUUUUUUUGUCUCUGUU
This is a messenger RNA of Rhagoletis pomonella (apple maggot), 1473 nucleotides long. RefSeq lists its product as uncharacterized. Gene Ontology annotation, biological process: regulation of transcription by RNA polymerase II. The record is from RefSeq and is a predicted model, not a curated record. The transcript has 4 exons. Gene Ontology annotation, cellular component: nucleus; transcription regulator complex. The coding region runs from base 179 to 1252 and encodes 357 amino acids. Gene Ontology annotation, molecular function: DNA binding. NCBI's taxonomy places the organism in Eukaryota, Metazoa, Arthropoda, Insecta, Diptera, Tephritidae.